Molecule: messenger RNA, 366 nt
Organism: Prorocentrum cordatum
Lineage: Eukaryota; Dinophyceae; Prorocentrales; Prorocentraceae
Source: the annotation of a GenBank genome assembly
AUGCCCUGGCGCUGCUGUAAGGGAUGCGGGAUGCGAAGCUGGAGCCGGAAGUCCUCGGAAGAAGAGGAGGAGGAGGAUAUUAAGGAUGUAGCUGGCACGUGCGAAGAAGACGAACCGUGGCAGGGGGCUCAGCGAGAUUGGCAGGGCGAAGCUGGAGCCCGACGUUCCUACGCUAAUGCGCUUCGACCAGCGCGUGCGAGAGAGGCGAGCAGUGGCAGCAGAUCUUCUCAGCCUCCUCAAACUGAUGAUGAUAAUGACCAGUACGAUGUAGCUGGCGCGUGUGGGGAAGGCGAGCGGUGGCUCAGGGCUCUGUCGCUGCUCAGCGAGAUUGGCGGGGCGAAGCUGGAACCCGACGUCAUCAGUUAA